AGUAUUAGCUGUCGUUACGGGAGUAAGAUGUCAACAGAUAAGCUAACGUACAGUCGCUUGGUGCCCGAGAGGGGAACCCGCGGCCGCCGGGAGCGAACAAGCGGCCUGCCCGGGGCUUGGGUAGCGCUGCUGCUGGGGGCGGGCGCGGUAGUCGCCUCCGCUGCGGUGGUGGCCGUGAUCUUGCAGAACAUCGGACACGAGAUGGGAGAUCUCCGGGAAAACAUCGCUAAACUCCAAGCCCGCGCGGACAGUGCAGAGAAAGACCUAAAAGAGGCGCAAGCACGGGCAGAGAGAGACCUAAAGGAGGUACAAGCACAGGCAGAGAGAGACCUAAAGGAGGUACAAGCACAGGCAGAGAGAAACCUAAAGGAGGUACAAGCACAGGCAGAGAGAGACCUAAAGGAGGUACAAGCUCGGGCAGAGAGAGACCAAUCCAAACUCCUACAGGAGAUCAUGUCCCUGAGAGAGAGGGUUGUUGUGCUGGAAAGUUUUCCACCAAGUCACGUCGAAAAACAAACGUCUGACACCGGUCCUGUUUCGUACCCUGAGGGGGACUCUGGUGACAUCGACACAGGUGUGCAGAGCCGUAAUGACACGCUAGGGGGACUUCUGUACCGCCACAAGAGGGAGGCACCGAACGCAAACUGGGUCCGACUUCCCGCCAGCACAUGCCAAGCCGGUCGAGACGGACGCGAUGGCAUUCCGGGUGCUUCCGGACUCCAGGGUCCACCUGGACAGAAGGGAGACCUUGGACAGCCUGGAACUAAAGGGGCCCGGGGAGCGGGAGCAAAGGGGGCCAAAGGAGACACCGGACUGCAAGGGUCCAAAGGACAGAAAGGCUCACAAGGGGCUUCUGGAAACAACGGUGAAUAUACCAUAUCAUUCUAUGGGUUGUUAUUAUGUACAGGAGGUGCUGUUUACGUACGCUGGGGUAGGAAGACAUGUCCCUCGGGAGGCGCAACGAUAGUCUACUCUGGUGUGGCAGGAGGAACACAUUACGGUCAAACUGGCGGCGGAACCAACUACCAGUGUCUGCCGACCGACCCGCAAUGGGGGCGCUACGAGAACGGAGUCAGUGGCUUCAGUGCAUUCAUGUACGGCGCUCAAUAUCGGGUAGCCACCAACGUCCCAUUCGGCUCCACAUACCUCAAUGCCCACGACGUCCCGUGUGCGGUCUGCUACGUCCCAACCCGCGGCAGUAAGUUGAUGAUCCCCGCCCGAAACACCUGUUACAGCGGCUGGACAGAGGAGUACGCUGGGUAUCUUAUGGCUAGUUCGUACGUCCACAAUGCCACAGAGUAUGUCUGCGUGGAUAACAACCCCGAGACCGUACCAGGCGGACAAGACAACCAGGGCGGAGCGUGGUUCUACCCCGUGGAAGCCCGCUGUGGGACCCUGCCCUGUCCCAACUAUGUGGAAGGGCGGGAGCUCACCUGUGUGGUCUGCACCAAGUGAAACUUUAACUUCAAGACUUGUGGGGUCGUGUGGCACAACGGCAGAGUGCGCGACUCGGAAUCAAGAGGUCCCGGGUUCAA
Branchiostoma belcheri (Belcher's lancelet) is the source of this 1535-nucleotide messenger RNA. Its product is annotated as short-chain collagen C4-like. The record is from RefSeq and is a predicted model, not a curated record. NCBI's taxonomy places the organism in Eukaryota, Metazoa, Chordata, Leptocardii, Amphioxiformes, Branchiostomatidae. The transcript is spliced from 7 exons. Bases 28 to 1455 code for a protein of 475 amino acids.